Meira miltonrushii is the source of this 624-nucleotide messenger RNA. Its product is annotated as NAD(P)-binding protein. The transcript has 2 exons. Gene Ontology annotation, biological process: fatty acid elongation. The record is from RefSeq and is a predicted model, not a curated record. The annotation marks the transcript as partial. Gene Ontology annotation, cellular component: endoplasmic reticulum. Lineage: Eukaryota; Fungi; Basidiomycota; Exobasidiomycetes; Exobasidiales; Brachybasidiaceae.
ACAGGAGCAACGGGAGGAAUGGGAGAAGAAUGGGCAUAUCAAUUAGCCCAUCAUGGCUUCAAUGUGAUCAUUCAGGGAAGAAAUAGAAAGAAGCUCGAAGUUGUACGAGAGACGAUUGUUUCACGUCAAAUAUAUAAAGAUACACCCAAAAGAAGAAAGAGCUCAACUACAAAACGAGAAGAAACGGAUGAGGUUAAACGAACACCUUCUUCAAGCCGAAAAGGAAAUGCGAUUCUAUCCAAAAAAGAUGUCCGAUUAACAGUAGUGAUUAACAACCUGGGCGUUCAAAGUGAAGGUUAUCCACGUUUGGAAGAUCUCACAAAAGAAGAAAUGGCCGGGAUCGUGAUUGCAAAUUCUUUAUUUCCAGCAGAAGUAACAAGAAAAUGUAUGACUUCCCUCAAACAAAAUCAACCAAGUUUACUUGUAACCGUUACGAGUAUCGGUGCUUGGACUCCAACACCUUAUCUUUCACCAUACAUGGGCACAAAAGGUUUCGAUGUUGCAUUCUCGCAUUCUUUACGUUCAGAAAUGAUUUGUGAAGGUGAACAAGUUGAUGUAGUUUGCAUGGUUCCUGGCCAAGUUCAAUCAGGAAUGUGUGCUGAACCAGUUUCACUUAUGGUACCU